Molecule: messenger RNA, 3847 nt
Organism: Dermacentor silvarum
Lineage: Eukaryota; Metazoa; Arthropoda; Arachnida; Ixodida; Ixodidae
Product: ganglioside GM2 activator
Exons: 4
Coding region: 133-927 (264 amino acids)
Biological process (GO): lipid transport; ganglioside catabolic process
Cellular component (GO): cytoplasmic side of plasma membrane
Molecular function (GO): enzyme activator activity; lipid carrier activity
Source: RefSeq, a predicted model, not a curated record
GACCCCGCCGCCAGCGAGGUAUAUCUCGCUCGCCCGUUUGUGGACACCCCUCCUCACCGGACUGGUCGAGUUUCCACAGCGCGCGAGCGUCCUACGGCUGCGAAACAACGCGUACGCAGAGUGCCACUUGCCAUGUUCUCGGUCAUCGUGUUCGUCGUCGCCGUCGUCUGCUGCUGCUCCGUUCAGCGGUGCGCAGCUGACGACGUCCGCGCGACGCCAGCGAUGCCGUCGUCGACGCCGAACCCCGGCGGUGCCACGGAGGAGCUCAAGUCGGCCUCCAACGAGUCGCUGGUGGAGGCACCGCCUCCUCCAACGACGCAGCAGUUGGAUCCGGACUACGGGGAAGGCGAAGACGACGCCGAAGAUGACGAGGAGUCGCCGGCGAACGACGCACAGGGUUCCGGACCGACGGUGCGGCGCGGCUAUGCGCGACUGGCCUUCAACAACUGUGGCGAAGAGACGGAUCCGCUGUUCGUGACGGGCUUCGACCUGGAGCCAAACCCCGUGCAGAUUCCCGGCCCCUUGUCCGUCGGAAUCCGCUUCAGAAUAAACGAGAACAUCACGUCUCCCAUCGCGGUGCACCUGGAGAUGCAGAAGAAGCUGACGCUGCUGUUCGGCCUGUCCACGUGGCUGACGAUACCGUGCCUGCCCAACGGCGUGGGUUCGUGCACGUACGACGACAUCUGCAAGAUACACCUUUUCUCCAAGCCGGAAUGCCUGCACCCGAAGACAGGGGAGGAGAUACCAUGCCAGUGUCCCUACCACGAGGGCGAGUGGCGCCUGAAGCCGACCACAUUCAAGGUGCCCGAGCUUCCGCCGGACCUUCCCUCGUACCUGCUCGACGGCGAGUUCGUCAUCAAGGCCACGGUGCUGCGCAACGGAGAGCAGAUCGGCUGCUAUUCCACAGACGUUGAACUCAACCUGUGACCUCGGCCCCGACGCAGAGCGCGGGGACUCCCAAAUGUCCUCCUGUGUGUUUAAUAUCGCGCGCGUGUGUGAGAGUGUGUGCUGUGUCGUGCGUCCGUCCCACUUUUGAAGCGCCGAGAACGACAUCGGCGGCGACCGCAGAAUGCCGCGGAACUGAAAUGGUCCUUGGCGGGCCGUCGACCCUCUGGGGUGACGCUUCCUGCGAGGCGUCGAGUCAGCGUUGGCGAGUCGCUUCUUCGGGCGACUGACAACGACCCGAGACAGAGUCACGUAGAUGAAUACCACGAGACAGCGCGCACCGCCUCUGCUAUGGUUCACCCACCGGCAAACCUUAGAAUCAUUCUUUCAUCAGCCUAUCGUUGUAUCACAAUUUGAAUUGUCGAGAGAACGUGCGUUUCUCUCUCUCUUAUCUGUCUUUGAGCUAGACGGUAUCGAAACUGGCACAAGUUUCUCUUAGUACGCAAUCGCCCAACGGUAGCGUGGAAGCUGGCCGAUCAACAAGACCUUAUACGAAGGCCCCCAGUCUCACAUUUAUCGGUCAAUCGAUUGACUCUCCGUCGCGCAUGGCUUGCACCAUGUCGCGCACGGCUUGCAUAGAACCUAAGCUAUUGCCAAGAAUUUCGUCUUAUCACAAUCACUGCACGGCUGCCGGCGAGAGGCGGCACUGCAUCAAAUUAUCUUUCCUUUGCUAGUUUGGCGAAACUGCUGGCAACUGCUCAGUCCUCCACUGAGCUCAACUUACGAUGUAGGUUACGUCGGCUUAGGUUUAACUUGUAUUAGUCAUUCUGGAUUUCAGACAACAUGGCGCGCCACUUCAGUUCUAUCAUGCCAGAGGAAAUCGGCCUUGCAAAUUGCAAGCCUGUUGUCUUUACUGUCAUGACGUCACAAGCUCAGUUACUUUGAUUGCUGUUCGUAAGACUUUAGUCAAACAUAUUCCAACGAUAGAAGCAGUUACUGCAGACAGACUUGGAGCUCUCCGAUGCGCAACCCAAGUGCUAUCUGCUGGCCUCUUGGCCCAACAGUUGAUAUUUCACGAAAUUUUUGAACAAAUAAUUACCAAAAACAAAGCAGCUUAGUUGGUAACAAGCUUCCUUUUUUUUUUCGUAGUUGCAAGUUACAACUGUAGCAAGCGUGUUUGUCUUGCAAUAUCAUCUUUUUUAUCUUCGCGUAGUCUCCAGUCAUGGCAGAGUUGGUCAAAGCAACUAGUCCCGGUGCAGACUCGCGCUAGAUGAGACAUGCUGUCUGAAGGGGCCACACAUAGUAAUGCGGUCUUCCCGCGCUGGCGCCAUGUGUGCGUGGUAUGAUUAAUUAACUCUGCGUCUCCUGAUAAUGGUUACGCGUAUACAUAGACGAGUUUUUUAAUCACGAAGGCCACACAAGCGAUCUCAAGGUCUUGCCAAUUUCGGGCCUUGCCUCUGAUGACUCUCCGUCGAACAGGGACAGCAGCAACGCUCCGCGAGCGAUUGUUUCAAGGUUUCGCUCAUUUCAUCAUGACUGGAUGUCAGGAUCAACUGCAUACGAACAACUUGCCUGUAACGCGUUGUUCUUUGUAAUUUCCUCGCAAAGUCUUCCUUUGAAAUUCACUGUUUUAUAAAGACCAAAUCUCAGGAAGCCAGUACAGGGUAAGCAGACUCUCAGCAAUUUUUGUACUGGAAAAAGCACGAAAUUAUGUAAGUCCUUCUACGCGUGAUCUGCCCAACUUGUAAUGUAAAUAGUACACUUAUGUCAGUAACGUAUAUGCAACUGCAAAGAAAGCUGAUGUGACUUCCAUGUGCGGAAGUCGCAUUUUUGCACCAUAUAAAUUUUGAUCGUGGCUUCUGGCAAAACCCAAGGCAGCACCAAAAAAAAAAAAAAAAACGGUGGCCGUCAACGAGCGUGGACGGCGGCUUUAUUCCCACGAGACCAGCACUGGUGCUGAUGAUCUCCAAUGAUUAAAUGUUUUCGAGUCAUACAAGAAAACAAAGUGAGUAGCUACAGGCGAGACACACGGAUACCGUGAUAGAAUAGUUGUUGUUCUAGUUUGUGCGUGCUUAUACUAGAAAAAUGUGGCGCAAGAUGUGUACAACUACAACCGGGUGGGCACAGACACUUGUGCUACAUGUCUUGAUCGUCGUUGUCUAUUUGGUUUGCGCCACAUAUUUCUGGCCCAAGUACAAACACCCUGACUUGACUCCCCACUCAUAUUCUUUAUUAUUCACUGUUGAGAACGUUCCUGGGCUGCUUCUCUUACAAAAGUUCUGAAUGAGUACAGCGUCAUGAGUAAUGAAUUAGCCUAACUUUUUCCGACGAUUGUUGACGCGUCGAAAUAGCAUACAUUGAAGACUGAAAACCGUUUUUUUUUUUUUUUUUUUGCGAGCAUGUGAGAAUAAUUAUAAUGUUUCAAUUCUCUUCAUGCGAAGCUUGUCAAAGUGUGCAUCUUUAGCUACGGAUAUUUCAUUUCGUAGCAUUCCUAAGGUGCAUAAUCUGAUGAAAGCUGCGCACAUGUUUACAGGGCUUCGGUAGUCAAACUGUUCAUCCACAGACAAGGGCAUUUCUUUGUUAGAAUUGUUUAGCAGCUUUCGAGUGACUCGAAGUCCUUUAAAGAAUUUCAGUUCAUAGAAAACUUCUGGUUUGCUCUGCUCCUAGAGAGGUAUAUAUGCCUAUAUCAUAUGUGAAAUGUCGAAAAGCGCACUUGUUACUAGAUCACACUUCUAAAAAUUACGGCGCCCAUUUUUUUUUUACAUGCUCAGGAAAUAUUUCCUGACACAUUUUCGGUGAAUCAAUUGCAAUGAAAUUGAGAUAUUUCAGUUUUGUUCAGAUAUAAUAGAACGUUCUUAAAGUGCUCCACAUCAACGAGAACUUUCAAAUGUCACGUUUCAGUUCAAGUUCAUUUACGCCAAAAAAAAAAAAAAAUAAAGAAUAAAGGAUGUUAGACCAUUGC